AACUUAAAAAUGGUCAAACGCAUAUUGGGGUGUAUUAGUAUUCAUUUCAUAUAUAAAGGAAUAGUUCCAAAUACUUUAAAUAGUUUUUUCACAUCGGUUAAACAAUAAUUAUUAACUUACAAACAGAAAACUGACAUGUUGAUACAUCGGUGCUAUUAAUAUUUACGUCUGAAGCUCCGAUUAUCGUCUUUAAAUAAAAUAUCGUUUGUAUAUAAAAAAAACAAACAAUCCAGUUAUUACUGCCUAUUGCCUUCCAUACAAAUACAAAUUUAAUUUUGCCAAGAAGUCACGAAGUCAAAUCAACCGGGUUCUUUAUUUAUAAUACAGCUAAAUCAAUUAUUCGUGUCCUUUUAAACAUAAACAUUGCGUAUUUAGUUAUAUCUGAAAUAAUAAAACGACAGUUUCGUUUUUAAUUCUUUACAGUGUUUGCGAUCAGUAUUUGUAAACUGCGCCUGCGUAGACUAGUAAAGCGUGUUGUUCGUCUCCAGGACAACGGGUCUCUUUAAGCUUUAAGGGCUGCAGAGGAAAUAGAAGAAGAUUAUGUGCUCAGGUGUUACUCCGCAGACUGUCUGGACUCUGUGACAAAUAUAGUAGAUGGAAAAACAGUGACCAGGCUCGAUGACUUCUAAUUUCAGGGAAUUCAACUGAAAAGGAGAAGUGCUGCACGUAAUUAACAGCUGUCGUUGUAGACUAUGAAUGAAGACAUUGACUCAAAGUCACACGAGGAGUAUGAGGAUGACUUCGAGAAGGAUUUGGAUUGGCUGAUAAACGAGGAAGGCUGGAGGGAGGAUCGUCAGGACUCUGAGUGUAAAACUCUUGAGGCAGAAAUUGACAAAGAACUGGCAGAGGAUGAGAAACUACCGGCAAAAACAACAAAAGAAAGACACAAUGAAAGAAACGGUACAAAGAAAGAAGAGCUGGGGGAUGAAGAAGACAGGUGGCCCCCACCGAUGGAGUCACUGGAGGAUGAUUCAGACAAAGACAGUCCUCCGUCCAGUCCUACUGAAGGGGUCAAUGAGCAGACGGAUGAGGAAAAAAAAUAUAUCCUUGAAAAGAUCCAGCAAGCUAAUAAAGAGCUGCAGGACCAGGAAGCUCCAGAUGAUACCAGACGCAGGAGAUUGCAUUUCAAAGAAACACUCGUAGACCUGGUGGUGCCUCCUCUGAAGUUUGGUGAUGCAGAAGGAGGAAAAGAGAACACACAUAAGCAGACAGACGCAGACACGGCGGAAGAGAUGGUCUCAGGGAAACUUUUAGAGCUAAAACUUUCUCCUCAUGAUGGAAAUGAAGGCCCUGACAAGCUCAGGUGUGAUGGUGAGCAGGAGGUGAAGGAAGGGAGGGUCCUUGUAGAAAAGGACGGGAAAUUUGACCUAGUCAGCCUUGAAGAGUUGGAGAGUCAAGGGCUUCUGCCUCCUAUUCCGAACAACGGAAUCGACUCAGGUAAAAUACGCAGCUCCUCUUCCUCCACCUCCUCUCUACGUUCUCGUGCUGGCUCCUCUUGCGUUAAGCAGGGUGUUGAUAACCUCCGAGCUCCAAGACCUCCAGCACAGCCCAGGAUCAGGCCCAGCUCAGCCAGUCACAGUCAGAGAGGGAUUCAGAGAAAGGACAACAGGAGGCGGGUGCAGUCGGCCACUGAGACCCCUUACCACUCCACAUACAUGCUCUCCCCUCAGCAGAAGGAGCUGCUGCAGAGGAUCCAGGAGAGAAAGGACCGGCUGGCCAGAGAGGAAGAGCAGAAGAAACAUGAGGAAGAGGAGCAGAGGAGGCAGGAGAAUGAGCUGGCCUUCAAAGGUUGGCUGUUGAGGAAGAGAGGGCAGUAUCUGGAGGAGAGGAGGAUCCUCCGAGCUCAAGAGAUGGAGAGGAGGAAUUCUAAGAAAGACUCUGGGAGCUGUGACUCAGAGGAAGCCUUCAAGCUGUGGCUCCAGAGGAAACAGGAGCAGCGGCAGAAAGAGAAGCAGCUGCUGGAGCUGAAGAAGCUGGAGGAGGACAGUAGUUACCUCCUACACAGCCGAGAGGAGUGUGAACGUGCCUUCAAACUGUGGCUAAGGCGAAAGUGGGUGGAGAAGCGAGUAGAGAAGCAGGCAGCUCAAGAUCACUCCCGCAGGAUGGUGCUGGAGGAGAGGCGAGCGCGACGCCUGAGGGACCUGCAGAGUACUUUCAAUGAAACCAAGCCAUUCAGACACAGUGAACCGCUGACCUAUCAGUUCUGAAACCAAACCACCAAACAGGUUUGCUGACCACAUCAGGUAGUGACCGGAUUCUUGUCCCAUUCAUGCACUAAUUGAACCACAGCACUAAAGUGAAGAUGGAGCAAGUGACAUAUUUUCAUCCUGUGUUCAGGUGUAUUAUUUUACACAAACCCCUUUGUGUGAAAAAAGGUCUCCUGAAAAUGCAAAAAUCAACUUAAAUAUUUAUCAUUUAACAGACAGGAGACGCAGACAACUUAGUAAUUUUACUGCACAACAAAAUUCUAAUGCGGAAAAUAAAUUGGGAAAGAGGUUAGCUCACUUGCCUUCCAAUAAAAAUCAACAGUUCGAUCCCCCUGUAAUGGACUGGUGAACCAGGGUGUAGCCUGCAUUUCC
This is a messenger RNA of Cynoglossus semilaevis (tongue sole), 2579 nucleotides long. It is a transcript of the gene ccdc181, whose product is annotated as coiled-coil domain containing 181. Gene Ontology annotation, molecular function: microtubule binding. The record is from RefSeq and is a predicted model, not a curated record. NCBI's taxonomy places the organism in Eukaryota, Metazoa, Chordata, Actinopteri, Pleuronectiformes, Cynoglossidae. Bases 693 to 2207 code for a protein of 504 amino acids. The transcript is spliced from 6 exons.